Molecule: messenger RNA, 810 nt
Organism: Colletotrichum destructivum
Lineage: Eukaryota; Fungi; Ascomycota; Sordariomycetes; Glomerellales; Glomerellaceae
Product: Putative ureohydrolase
Exons: 1
Coding region: 1-810 (269 amino acids)
Molecular function (GO): metal ion binding; agmatinase activity
Source: RefSeq, a predicted model, not a curated record
AUGACAGAAGGGUUGACGGAGCUCCUUCAACGCCAGCCCGUGUCGGGGAAGCUCGAGCAUCCCCUCUUGGUUCUUCUCGGCGGCGACCACCUCAUUGCUUUGCCAGCGCUUCGCGCACUUCGCGCUACCUAUGGCACCCCCGUGACCCUUCUGCAUUUCGACUCGCACCUGGACACGCUCAACCCGUCCGUCUAUCCCCAGGCUUGGACUUCGGACGUGUCGGCUGUCAAUCACGGUACUGUGUUCUACCACGCCGCCAAAGAGGGCCUGUUGGUAAACGGCUCCAUGCACGUCGGCGUCAAUACGCGUCUCAGUGGCUCCACCUGGAGUGACUACGAGUCCGACGCGGACAGCGGCUUCUUGCGAAUCCCAGCGAGCGACAUUGAUGACAUCGGCACUAGAGGCGUAAUCGCCAAGAUUCAAGACGCCAUCAAGCCCGGCACACGGGUCUACCUGAGCAUCGACAUCGAUGUCCUGGACCCGUCGUUCGCACCAGGGACCGGGGCGCCGGAACCGGGGGGGUGGACCACGCGCGAGCUUUUGACCAUUCUACGAGGUUGUCGCAACUUUGACAUUGUUGGAGCCGAUGUUGUCGAGGUUGUUCCCGCCUACGACACACCUGGCGGCGACACGGCUUUCGUGGCUGCCGCGUUGGUUUAUGAGAUAAUAUCCGGCAUGGUCCAAUAUCGUCUGCAGCCUGUCGAACAGGCAGUUGACCCAACGGCAAGUUCGCCUUUGGAAACCAGCAACGAUGAGGGCCAUGGUGGUUUCCAUACGGAUUUAGGGGCAAUUAGUAUACUCGAGCUAUAA